UGCUUUUACCUGUUUUACAAAGAUAUUCCCGCCAAAUAUUAUUUUUCAGUCACUUUAUGUUGACGGCUGUGUAACGUGUGUUUGACGAUUUGAUAUAUAUUUUUAGUUUCUCAAUUUUAUUAGUAACAACAAAGAAAACGUUAACUUAUAUCAGUUAUAAUUAUACCGAGUUCCUCGUAAUAUAAAAAGCAUAAUAUAAAAACGGUUUCUGAUUUCUGGCAAAAGCAUAUCGAAAACAUGAGUCAACAAAGUUCUCCUGUACAUUCUGAACGGCACACUGAAGCAAUGACUUCUCCUGCACCUAAUAUAGAUGAACCAUUUGAAGAUGAAUCUGAGUUAUUUGGUGAAGAUAAUGAUGCUAAUAAUGAGGAAGAGGAAGAAGGAGAGGAAUUAUUCGGAGAUAAUAUGGAGGCGGAUUAUCGACCUAUGUCAGCACUGGAUAGAUACGAUCCCAAUCUACUUGAUGAUUCAGAAUACUCAGAAUUGUCUCAGGGUGAACGUAUAGCUGCAGAAACAGAAAUGCGAAAAAGAGAUCGUGUGGCUGGUAUUAUAAGAGAUGAUCGCGAUCUGCUUUAUGAUGAAAGUGAUGAAGAAGAUGUCCAAGCACGCAAACGACGAAUAGCUGAAAAGGCUGCUGCUGGCAUAAUAGAUGAUGCAGAAAUGAUUGAAUCCAUUGAAAACUUAGAGGAUACUAAAGGACACUCAGUGAAGGAAUGGGUGAUGAUGCUAGGACCACAAACAGAAAUUUCGAAUCGUUUUAAAAGCUUUCUUCGUAGUCAUACAAAUUCCAAGGGACAAUAUAUGUAUAAAGAACGUAUUCGCCAUAUGUGUGAGAGCAAUCAGUCGAGUUUCAUAGUGGAAUUUCCCAUUCUUGCCAGUAAGGAACAUGUUUUGGCCUAUUUUUUACCAGAGGCACCGUUUCAAAUGCUCGAGAUAUUCGACGAAGUUGCAAAAGAAUUGGUGCUGACAAUUUUCCCUAGUUAUGAGAGAGUCACAUCAGAAAUUCAUGUGAGAAUAUCCGAAUUGCCAUUAAUUGAAGAAUUACGUACGUUCAGAAAACUCCAUUUGAAUCAACUAGUUCGAACUCUUGGAGUUGUAACGGCGACCACGGGUGUCUUGCCGCAAUUAUCGGUGGUGAAAUACGAUUGUACGAAAUGCGGUUACGUUCUCGGACCGUUUGUUCAAACCCAAAACACAGAAGUCAAACCGGGCUCAUGUCCCGAGUGUCAAAGCAUUGGUCCAUUCAUGAUCAAUAUGGAGCAAACUAUAUAUAGAAACUAUCAAAAGAUAACGGUACAAGAAUCACCGGGUAGAAUACCCGCUGGCAGAAUACCGCGCAGCAAAGAUUGCAUUCUACUGUCUGACCUUUGUGAUCGCUGUAAACCUGGAGAUGAGAUAGAUGUUACCGCUAUUUACACAAAUAAUUACGAUGGUUCUUUGAAUACUGAACAGGGUUUCCCGGUAUUCUCCACAGUACUGUUAGCUAAUCAUUUAUUCGUGAAAGAUUCGAAAGAAAUUGUAGAUUCACUGACGGAAGAGGACAUCUCGAGUAUACUCGCUCUGAGUAAAGAUCAGCGAAUCGCGGAUCGUAUUGUCGCAAGUAUGGCGCCUUCGAUCUAUGGACAUGAGAAUAUUAAAAGAGCUUUAGCACUGACAAUAUUCGGUGGUGAACCAAAAAAUCCUGGCAACAAGCACAAGGUUCGCGGUGACAUAAACGUCCUAUUGUGCGGCGAUCCUGGCACUGCUAAAUCGCAGUUUUUGAAAUAUGUGGAAAAAGUGGCACCUAGAGUAGUUUUCACGACAGGUCAGGGUGCCUCAGCGGUUGGUUUGACCGCUUAUGUAAGAAGAUCGCCUGUCAGUAAAGAAUGGACCUUAGAAGCUGGGGCUUUGGUCCUUGCUGAUCAUGGAAUAUGUCUCAUCGAUGAGUUCGACAAAAUGAACGAUCAAGAUAGAACGUCUAUCCAUGAAGCUAUGGAGCAGCAAAGUAUUUCUAUCUCAAAGGCUGGUAUCGUUACAUCUCUUCAUGCCAGAUGCGCAGUGAUAGCAGCAUCUAAUCCUAUCGGUGGUCGAUACGAUCCCAGUAUGACCUUUGCAGAAAAUGUGGAUUUAUCGGAACCAAUUCUCUCGCGAUUCGAUGUGUUGUGUAUAGUCAAAGAUGAGAUCGAUCCUAUGCAGGAUCGUCAUCUAGCCAAGUUUGUCGUUAACUCACACAUUAAGCAUCAUCCGACAAGCACAGAGAGAACACAGACCGUAGAGUUGGAUGCCAUCACACAAAGUCUAUGUAUUCCACAAGACCUUCUCAAAAAGUAUAUCGUUUACGCAAAGCAGAAUGUACAUCCAAAACUGACUAAUAUUGAUCAAGACAAAGUUGCUAAAUUAUAUAGUCAAUUGAGGCAGGAAAGUUUGGCGACCGGAAGCUUGCCGAUUACCGUACGUCAUAUAGAAAGUAUUAUUCGUAUGGCAGAAGCUAGUGCCAAGAUGCACUUAAGAGAUCACGUUCAAGAAAGUGAUAUGAAUCUCGCCAUUAGAAUAGUUCUCGAUAGUUUUGUAGAUACACAAAAGUAUUCUGUUAUGAAAUCUAUGCGUCAGACGUUCCAGAAAUAUCUGUCAUAUAAAAAAGAUCAUGGUGAACUCCUAUAUUACAUAUUACGUCAAAUCACUUUAGACACUUUAGCAUUUCAAAAAGCUUUACAUGGCGGACGUAUUACGACUGUCGAAAUUUCAGAAAAGGAUCUAUUGGAACGGGCAAAACAAAUUGACAUACACAAUUUGCAUCCAUUUUAUGAAAGUGACAUAUUCAAGACAAAUAAUUUCGUUUAUGAACCAAGGAGGAAAGUAAUAAUACAGACUCUGCCUGAAGGUAUCGAAGAUUGAUCUGGAAACAGCG
Messenger RNA from Cataglyphis hispanica, 2887 nucleotides. It is a transcript of the gene Mcm2, whose product is annotated as DNA replication licensing factor Mcm2. Lineage: Eukaryota; Metazoa; Arthropoda; Insecta; Hymenoptera; Formicidae. Gene Ontology annotation, cellular component: nucleus; MCM complex. Gene Ontology annotation, molecular function: 3'-5' DNA helicase activity; ATP binding; single-stranded DNA helicase activity. Bases 238 to 2874 code for a protein of 878 amino acids. The record is from RefSeq and is a predicted model, not a curated record. Gene Ontology annotation, biological process: DNA replication; mitotic DNA replication initiation; double-strand break repair via break-induced replication. The transcript is spliced from 15 exons.